Messenger RNA from Drosophila obscura, 12129 nucleotides. RefSeq names its product protein still life, isoform SIF type 1 (gene sif). NCBI's taxonomy places the organism in Eukaryota, Metazoa, Arthropoda, Insecta, Diptera, Drosophilidae. Gene Ontology annotation, molecular function: protein binding; guanyl-nucleotide exchange factor activity. The coding region runs from base 1603 to 9864 and encodes 2753 amino acids. The transcript is spliced from 22 exons. Gene Ontology annotation, biological process: activation of GTPase activity; positive regulation of axonogenesis; small GTPase-mediated signal transduction. Gene Ontology annotation, cellular component: synapse; membrane. The record is from RefSeq and is a predicted model, not a curated record.
UGUGGUGAAAAUCAGUCAGAACGGGAACGUCGUCGCGAGCUGUGCAUGGUAGCGCCUUCAGCCCAUAGAGAUUCCUGUAACGCGAGGAACGAGUCCAGCCAGAACAGUCGCAGUCCAGCAAUAGUCAGACGCAGAUAGUUUUCCACAAGUCCGCGAAAAGAAAAAUCUACGCAGCCACAAUCGUCGUGCACCGUGCACCGUGCACCGUGUACCGUGUACCGUGCACCGUUUAUUGUAUUUCUGUGUGGUUCUGUGCCCGCGCCAAGUGCAAAAGCAAACAACAAAAUCCAACCAAAAAUUAAUAAUAAAAUAUUACAACAAAUCAAAAUCCAAAUAAAUCCAACAACAACAACACACAAAAAAUAAAUGUGUGUGUGACGCGCAGCGUCCCCCCGUACCGUGUGCGUCCCCCGAGACAGACAGAGAGCGAGCGAGCGAGAGAGAAAGUACGGCGGAGAGAUAAAUUGCCAAAAAGCUGUGUGUAAUAAAUGACAGUGCCACGAAAUGAGCUUUUAGUUUAAUUAAUCAAAUGAAUAAUAAUCGCCAAAUGAAUAGAGAAGUGCAUAAAUAACAGCGAGAGCGCAUCCAUGGAGCGAGAGUGUCGACGUCCUCCAUUGCAUGGCCACAGCGGGAGUAGUUGCCCCGUAACGUGUAGCGAGUAGCGAGUAACGAAUAGCACGAAGUGUAGCGAAUCGGAACAACGAGUAGCAGCAACGAACCAGCAGCCCCAUUCGAAGCCCCAUUCGAGCCGCAUUAUCCGCCCGUUUGUCCAUAUACCGAUAGCCGUUGCCGUUGGCGUUGGCGUUGCUGUUGCUGCUCCUCCUGUGAUUCAUUCUGGCCGCCCAACAAAACAACAACGAGCGGGAACACAGCGGCGACAACAACAACGGAGCGGUCGGUGCGGCCCUCAGCGGGGGGUCUGGCGGAGGAGGCGGAAUCGGAAGCGGGGGAGGAGGAGGAGGACAAGGACCAGGACCAGGACCAGGACACGGAGGACCAGGAAUCGUCAGAGUCGGAGUCGGUGUCAGCGGUGGAGUCGGAACAGGAAACGGAAACGGAGGAGGCGGAGGAGGAGGAAGUGCAGGAAGUGGCAGUGCUGGCGGCGCGGACAGCGACGGCGAUCCCAAGAAGACCUUCUCGCUGCACUGCUGUUGCGUGAUCGUCGACAUCACACCCGUCACACACCCAGGACGCCUGACAUCCGCAACAACGGCCUCGGGAAGGGAUGCGGGUGGAGCCGCCGCGGGACAGCAGCAAAGCACCGUCGGCGGCGGCGGCGGCUUGGGGCUGGGUCUCGGCGAGAAUGUCUCGCAGCUGGCCAGCCAGCUGUUCCGUUUCGGCAGCAAAAAGCGCGGCGUCUGCAUCUGCAAUGCCCAGUGCCGGCUGCAAUCGCUCGGCGAGGGCUCCUUGGGGCCGACCAUCAAGACCCAUCACGGUUCCCUGGAUCGACUGCUGCAGCAAUCGGAAAAGACGACAGCAGCCGGGGGAGCAGCAGCUCCCGUCACCGCUGAGCGUUCGAUAAGUUGGGUCGUGGAUGGCGGUGCGGCUGGGGCCGGGGCUCUGCUCAACGCCUCCUCGGACGAGAGCGACGAGAAGAAGAAGAUGGAGGAGUCGGUGGCCCCACCGCCGCCAAGGCCUCCGUCACGCUCGCAGAAGCCCACGGCCAAGGAGGAGUUCGAUCGGGGCGUGGAGGUGGAGAAAUUCUAUCACCAGAUCAAUGGGGACAUCUUCGAGAUCACGCGGCGAGUGCGUGCCCGCGACGAGGAGACCAUGGAGCAGAAGUGCAUCCGUCGCAAGGGUUCGGUGCGCCUCAUCGAACCCCCCUCCGGGCACAGUCACAGUCACGGUCAGCAGCAGAAGCCGCAGCUGCCGCCGCGGCGCCAGAAGAGCGCCGAAGAAGUGGCCACCAUGCCGAAGAGCGCCCUGCGGCAGGCGCCCGAGCAGCUCGAGUGGUUCGACCGCAAGGCCCAGCAGCGUCACUCUGCCCGCUCUGCGGAAGGGGGACAGGUGCGGGAGGAGACCAUGGAGUGGCUGAAGCUGCAGAAGACGUCAUCGCCAGCGGCGGCGGCACCAGCGCGCACUUCCUCCGGGCCCAGCGAGAUCACCGUGCUGAAGGACGAGCUGCCCGACUGGCUGCUGGAUCACCUGCCCAGGAAGCGGGAGCGUCUGCCGUCGGACGCGGCCAAGGGCCAGAGCUCCUCCUCCGCCUACGCCAAGGCCCUGUCCGAGCUGCUGAAGAAGCCGCUGUCCCGCCAGAGCUCCGGACCGUGCGAGUUCUCGCUGCUGAAGACGGACAUUGUGGAGUGGCUGACGAAGAUGCAGGCCAGCGGUGCAGCCAAGCCGCGGCGCUCCCAUCAUCGUCGCAACGGCAGUGGGGGCGACGCGCCCAGGUCCAAUUCCCAGGAGGAGGCCAUGCCAACCGCCAGCUCCCAGCGCAAGCGGCACUCCCUGGGCCACAGUGGAGCGGCCAGCGAGGAGGAGGCGCAGCAGCAGCUCUCGCAGGCGCCCGACUGGAUAGCCUAUCCCCUGCACAAGCUGCAGUCCCUCGGCAAGCAGCCGCCGCCGCCGCUUCCGGCCCCCAACGUGCCCAGCGGCUAUGCCGUGCCCAGUAGCCUGGCCCUCGCCCACACGCCCCUCUGCCAGCGGAGAGAGGAUCGGUCCAGGGAGCGCCGGCUGCGACACUCCGCCAGCGAAGUGGUGGCUGGAGGAGGAGGCAAUGCUGGUCCAUCCGCCGCCCAUCUGGAACGGCUGUACGCGAAGCCACACAAGGAUCGGUAUCAGUAUGUGCCCAAGGCCAAGGAUCCCGUCGUCUCUGGCACCGGCACCGGCACCGGCUCCGUCUCCGCCACGAAGAGGGAGCGAUCGCGUCGCCAUCAGACCCAGAGAUCGGCCACCGUCUCGGACAUGUCCGCCCAGCGAUCUGGCGGCCACAAGCGCAAGUCCUCCAGCGCCGAGCGGGCGCCACGGUCCCCCUCGCCGGGCCCCUGCACAGAUCCCGACUGUCCGCUGCUGCCCAUCUGCACGGAUCCACACUGCCGCUACCUGGAGUGCCAAUCCCAAUCGCAAUCCCAGGCGCAGGGGCCGCCCAGCCGCUGCCUCACCUCGUCCGUCAGUUCGGUGAACCUUGCCCGCCACCAGCAGCUGGCCCAAGUGCAGCUGCAUACGGUGCCCGCCCAUCUGAUAGGAGCCGCAGGCAUGGGCUCCGAUGUACCCACAACGCCAUCGACGACGGCCACACCGCCGCCGCCGCCACCGCCACAGGCAGCGGCAGCGGCAGGGACGGAGCGACGGCUGGUCAUCUGCCACGAGUGCCGCUCCUGCUGCGCCCCGCUCCUCAGCUGCCAGAAUCGCAAAUGCCUCAAUGCCGCCAAGUGCAACUCACUGCCUCGCUGUGCCGCCGACUUCAACCGCCUGCGGACACAGCUCGCCCAGCCCCCGACCACCCUGGACGACAUCGAACCGGCGCCGCCGCCGAUCAUGAUGAUGGACCACAUCGAGGAUCUGGAGAUGCGGCCACUGCCAUCGCCGCCCUCGCAUCAUCACUACCGCAGCAACUCGCAGCCGAACACGCUGCAGCGCGGCGACUCUGCCAGUUCCGGAGGAGGCGGCGGCGCGGGCAGGGGCGGGGGCGGGGGCGGAAUCCAUGGGGCAUCAUCAUCGAUGGGCAUGAGUCUGGGAUGGCUGGAGCCGACGACGAGUCUGGUGCAGCCGCUGGCCACGUCCUAUGUGCACCAUGGCCACCAUGGCCAUCAUGGGGCGACGGUCAAUGGGAAGCUGAUGAAGUCCGCCUCGGCGGCGUCGCUCAACUCGCGUCGGAGGCGCCACAAGACGGUGCACUUUGGGGAGAAUCUGCUGCGGGAGGUGUGCCAGAAUCGGAAGCUCAUCAAAACGGAGCAAGUGCCAUCCGGUUCGGCACCGAUGAAGGCCAACAUCCAGAUGCUGUAUAACUUUGUGGAGGGUGUGCUCAGUGCCUGGGUGGACGAUGACGAGGAUCAGGUGCGCUCUGGCGCCGAAUCGGAGCCGGAGCAUGGCGGUGUGGUGGCCCUGCAGCCGAUCCAUCGAUGCAAUCGCCUGCGCUACCAGUGCAUCCGUCGGGUGGUCGAGGAGGCGGCCGAUCUGCAGGGCACCCUGAAGCUGGGCAACUCGCGGUACAGGCAUCGCCAUUGGCGCAGCACGGCCAAGCAGUGCAACGAAAUGUUCCUUCGCAAGAUUUCGGACGAUGAUCGAAUGAGCCUAACUACUGCCGUUUCGGAUGAAGAUGAUGGGGAAAGUGUCAUGGCGUCACCAUAUAAAGCAAAGGCCACUGGCACCGCUGCAUCCUCCUUCAACUGUACGGGAGCUGUACGAAAAGCUGGCUUCCUAUCGGUGAAGAAAUGGUUACUACGCAAGAAGCAUCAGAUCGAAUUGGCACGCAAGCGGGGCUGGAAGGGGUAUUGGGUGUGCCUGAAGGGCACCACCCUGCUCUUCUAUCCAUGCGACUCCCGUGAGGGGCGGAGCGUGGAGGCGGCGCCCAAGCAUUUAAUUAUUGUGGAUGGUGCAAUUAUGCAACCGAUACCCGAGCAUCCCAAGCGUGACUACAUCUUCUGUCUGAGCACGGCAUUCGGAGAUGCCUAUCUCUUCCAGGCGCCCUGUCAGGUGGAGCUCGAGAACUGGGUGAACAGCAUACAUAGCGCCUGUGCCGCUGCCUUUGCACGUCAUCGCGGCAAAACGGGAACACUGCAUCUCCUCCAGGAGGAGAUCUUUCGACUGGAGAAGGCCAUUGAAUCGGAUCACAAGCUGAAGCACAUGGCCGAGUUGCAGCAAUCAGUUGUCACCGAUCAGGAGACACGUCAUCAGAUCCAGGGCCAGAUACUGCAGUGGGAGGAGAACCUCGAGCGACUGCACUGCGAACAGUUCCGAUUGCGCUGCUAUAUGGCCUCGCUGCAGAGCGGAGAGCUGCCCAAUCCAAAGUCGCUGCUCACUCACGUGUCCAGGCCAACAAAGAACACACUGAACAAGCUGGGCGUGUUUACGGUCUCCUCGUUCCACGCCUUCAUCUGUGCCCGUUCCCCGUCGCUGCUCAAUAAUCUGCUGGCGGGACGCGGUGCGACCAAGCGGCGGCCACCAAUGCUGUCGCGAUCGAAUAGCGGCUCCAGUCGUCGCUCCAUGCAGAUGAAUUCACGUGACGAACCGGAAAAAACUUUCAAAGUUGCAAUGCCCGACAAUGCUUACUCGACAGUUUAUCUACGUGAUGCGAUGUCUGUCGAGGAGUUCCUCGCCAGCGCCUGCGCCCGUCGCAACCUCAAUCCCAUGGAGCACUUUGUGCGCGUCAAGAAGCGACGUGACAUGGAGGAUCACAAUUACUUUGUGCCGCAUCGCAACGAUCUGAUUGAAAAUUAUCUACAUAAUCAUGAAUUCGUGGAGGUCUGCAUGAAAAUAUUGUACCAGGUGGAGCUGCAGCGUACUACCCUCGAGCAGAUGUGGGGCUUCUCCGUGGAGGCGGAAUUGAUUGAGAAUGCGGAGCGGCAGGACGAGCUCUGCUGCUAUGUGAGUCGCGUGGAGGACAAGAGUGUGGCAAUGCAUAAUGGCAUUAUCAAAGGAGACGAAAUAAUGGUCAUCAAUGGGGCAAUUGUAUCCGAUCUAGAUAUGAUGUACUUGGAGAGCGUCCUGCAGGAGGAACAAUCGCUCAGCAUGAUGAUGCGGUCUUCCCGCACAGAACCGCCAGAUCUAGUGGGGAUCAUGCGUGUGACGGAUGAUAUGAUUGAUUCGCUGGUGUGUCCACCGCCGCCGACAGAUCCGCCCGUGAUGAGCGAGGAGAUGAUAACUGGACUGAUUGUUCCGGCGCCCGGUUGGAAUGGCAAUGGCAAGGAUCUGUAUUCGCCGGAGGCGGAGAGCUCGCCGGCGCCCUCCUUCGUGGACCCCCAAAUGAUGGCCGCCCAAAUGGCGGCGGGUGGCGGUGUCGUCGUUGGCGGACUGGGCGUGGCCAAGCCCACGUCGCGUACGAGCAGCUUUGAGAUUGAGAAUCUGCUGAAGACCGCGGAGCAAGUUACCGGAUUUUGUCGUUCACCCCAGGAAACUCGCAAAUCGAGCCCCACAGGCUCUGUCACCUCAUCGGUGUCGACAACGGCAUUGACCCCAUCACGGCAGCUAACCGAUGCGGAGAAGCUACGCAAAGUCGUCAUGGAGCUGGUGGACACGGAGCGCACCUAUGUGAAGCACUUGAACAAUCUGCUGGAGCACUAUCUGGAGCCCAUGAAGCGGGAGACAUUCCUCUCGAAUGCCGAGAUCAAUGCGCUGUUCGGCAACAUACACGAGAUCGUCACAUUCCAGCGACAGUUUCUACAGAAUCUCGAGGAGUCCCUGGACCUAGAGCCGGAAUUCAAUAAGUUUGAGCACUGCGGACAGUUCAGGAAUGUGCUCUUUGCGAUUGGUUCGGCCUUCCUGUACUAUGUGAAUCACUUUAAGCUCUAUUCCUCGUUCUGUGCGAGUCACAGCAAGGCGCAGAAGGUCCUGCAUCCGAAUGAAGGCAAUCAUGCCCUGCAGGAGUUCCUGGCGGCACGCAAUCCCAAGCAGCAGCACAGCAGCACCCUGGAGUCGUAUCUGAUCAAGCCCAUUCAGCGCAUCCUCAAGUAUCCGCUGCUGCUGCAGCAGAUGCGCAAUCUAACCGAUACCCGGGCCGACGAGCAUGUACAUCUGUGUGAGGCUCUUAAGGGUAUGGAGAAGGUGGCCGAGCACAUCAAUGAGAUGCAGCGCAUCCACGAGGAAUACGGCGCCAUAUUUGAUCACUUGUUCAGGCAGCAUCAAAAGUCCUGCAAGCAGCCCAUUGACUUGAGUCCAGGCGACCUGCUGUACUACGGCGGUGUCGAGUGGCUCAAUAUAUCAGAUUUUCUGGGCAAGAUUAAGAAGGGACUUGAGUUGCAUGCCAUGUGCUUUGUGUUCAAGUCGGCGGUUGUGUUCCUCUGUAAGGAGCGCUUGCGACAAAAGAAGAAAUUGAUGGGCGUCUCGAGCAAGAAUGCCACCAAUGAGGUAGAGAUAAUACGCUACCAAGUGCUCAUACCCGUCACCGAGGUACAGGUGCGCGCCAGCUCGGCCAAGGACAUGGACUCGCACUUCCUGUGGGAGCUCAUCCAUCUGCGCUCGCAGCUGCAGCGACGCUCCGAGAAGGUCUACGUGCUGUCCAACAGCACUGCGGACUUCCGGAACGCCUUCCUCAAGACCAUACGCCAGAUCAUACGCGAGAGCGUGCGGAACAUGUCAAUUCCCAUGAAGAACUUUGGCGGCAGCUCCGGCUCCGUGUCGGGCCACUCCUCGCAGGGUAUGAGCGGACACGGACACGGCUAUGCGGGCAACUCCCAGACCCUGGAACGGCCCAAGCAGCAGAUAACCAUCGUUCAUGGCUCUCACACGCUGGGCAAACCGAAGAAAAAGUCAGGCUCGCAGCGGCACUCGGCGGGCAACAUCGACUAUGACAACCUGUCGGGCAGCCAGGAGGCAGACGAUCUGCCUCCGAGCGUACACUUUGGCCCUGGCCACAGCCACGGCCACGGCCAGCCGAUGCAGCCGAGUGGCUUCCGCAGCCGCAGCAAGACGGUGGGCGAUGUGACAGAAAUCGCUUACUCCUCCAUAGAACCCCAGCAACAGCAACAGCAGCAGCAGCAACAGCAGCAGCAGACUCAUACGCAUCCACAUCCCCAUCCACAUCCGAGGGAGCCACCACCGCCGCCGAUCAGGCAGCCGCACUUGCAUCACCACAGCAGCGACAUUGAGCGGAUCGAUCCGGGGACAAAGUCAGAGGGGGAAGAGGACUCACAGCAGGGCACAAUCAGGCCCAAGGCCACACUGGGCCGCACGCCCAAUCACCUGACGCUGAGCACCACAUCGACACUCUCGGUGGGCAGCACUGGGAGCCAGGCACGCCUGAUACAAUCCUCACAUCCGCCGGCCAGCUACCAGCCGGUGCUGAUGAAGGACCUAGGUAAGCCCAGCGACGAGUCGGAGACGGACUCGAGAUCGGAGUCCGAGGUGCAUGCCGCCCAGGUGGCGGCCUCCUUUAAUAUAAGUCUAGGCAGUAGUGGUAGCUUGUUCGCCAGUUCCGACCCCAAUCAGCCACAGACCCAGGCACAGUCACAGAAUCAGAUACAGAACCAGAUCCAGACCCAGACCCUGCACUUGUCCCCGCGUCAGUCGCCCCGUCAAUCGCCCCGACAGUCGCCCAAGCAGGAGAUCGAGGUGAUCGAGAUCUUUGAGAGCGAGGCGGAGCGUCUGGCCGCCUCGCAGCAGGUGGCGGUGGUCCACCAGCACCAUGCAGUGGGCCAGGCCAGGGAGUCCUUGCAUAAGCAACGACGCGACCGUGACCGAGACCGUGACCGUGACCGAGAACCGACCGAGACGGACGCCACAGCUCGCUUCAUGGACAAGCACCUGAGUGACCUGGAGCAGGAGAAUCUGGCGGAUGGCACCUGUGACAUUGUGGCCUACAUGGCAGGUCUGCGCGAGAAGGCCUUCGAUCCGCAGGAUCUGGGCGAAGAGGCGGCCGAUCAGCAGCAGAACGACUCCAGUCUGUCGCCAGAGCCGCAGACCAUCGUGGAGAACACCCAGCAGACGGUGAUCGUGGACAUUGAGUCGCCCUCGCGGCCCGCCACCGAGUCGGACAGCACGGGCACCACCACAGGACCCUCGGAGCGGUCCGGCGACGAGACCGAGGAGGAGGCCACCACCAGCUCCGGCCAGGCCUCCCACAUCGUCGUGAUUGACAAGAAAGUGGACAAGAUAUUCAAGGCCAAGUCCCCGGAGCGACCCGUCUCCAUGAAGCCGAAGAGCGGCAAGCGGCAGAGCAUCUACAUAUCGCCGGACCGAUGCAAGUCCCAGGGCAGCUCCCCGGUGCGCAUCAUCAAGAUCAAGUCCCCGCGCACGAGCCUCAGUGAUCAGGGCAAGCGGCUGAGCGUCUGCUCGUCGCGGGACAACUCUCAGGAUCGCAUUUCCGGCGGCCGACGCACACCCAGUCCCCGCCGAUCCUCGGAGGGUGGUGGCAUUCUGAAGCACACCAGUCCGGCUCCGGGCAUACUGAAGCCUCCCUCCAGUCCGGCCAAGUCGAAGAGUCCCGAUCGCAGCUGCCUGAAGAAGGGCGGACCAUCGCACGUGUGCAGCGUGGAGACGCUCUCGCCGCACAUCUCGCCCCGCAGCAGCCUCGAUCAUCUCUCCCCGGACAGGGGCAGCACCUGUCUCCGGCACUCGCCCCGCAGCAGCUUCGACAGCCACGGCGGAUCCGACCACAAUCUGGAUGUGCCCUACGGCGGGCGCAAGCGCAGCAUGUCCGCCCAUGGCAGCUUCGAGACGGGCACCAAGCCGCGGCCCCAGGAGACAUAUCAGUACUAUCCGGUCUACGACAACCAGACCUGCAGCGAUCACUAUGUGGCCGCAGCGCCCAGUGGUCGGUAUGCCAGUGGAGGCAGUGCAGGCAGUGGCGGUGGCGGUGGCGGACGCAGUCGCCUGAGCAAAUCCCUGGAGCGCUCCACAUCCCGUGACAGUACCACGACAAGCAGCUCCUAUGGCCAGCGGGCGUAUGGAGUCUCUCCGGAUCGCAAUUACGUGGUCUACAGCUCGGGACCGCUGCGAUCCCAGUCGGCGGAGAACACCUUCUCACAGCCCAUCUACGAUCCGGUGCCCAGGCAGCCGCUGCCGCUGCACCAGCCGCCGCACCUGCACCAGCCGCAACAGUACGUCAGCUACGUGCCCGAGAUGGGUGGCUAUGGACCACCACCCUCUGGCUAUCCAGGAGGUGGCUGCUCCCACGAUCAGCAGCAACAGGCGGGCUACCAGCUGAGCUCCUCGGCGCCCGAAUACACCACAUGCAUUGACUGUCUGUACCAGAAGCGACCCUCCUAGCAUAAGUCCCGCGUGCGGCAAAGUCGCACGCGGAAGAAGACGCCCCGGGGCAUGGUGGUGGUCAGUGCGCAGCCGACGGCCACGGGAGGGAUAGGGUUCGUGCCAGAGAUGGGUGGUGGUGGUGGUGGUGGCGACACCGGAGGAUGUGUCGAUUGUCACGACUACUUCGAGAUACACGUCUAGGCACAGAACUGGCACUCACAGAGCUGUCACAGAGAGAGGACUGAGGAGGGAACGUAUCUACAUAGACUAGAGUUUUUUGAAUCCACUCAGAAUGCAACCAAAGAUAACAGCAACAACAACCCGAAUGCCUCAACAAACUAAUUUUAACCGAACUCAGCUCAGAUAUACGUAAACGCAAUGCAAACAAAUGCAACCUAACAUACACAUAACCGAAAUACAUAACCGAAAUACUCGUACUCGAACUUCAACACAAGGGAUUGAAAUCAAAGACCUAGCAUACAGUAAACAGUAUACAGUAUAUACACACAAUCUACAAAUAUGUAACCCGGAAGAGAACAUAACCCCAAAAACAAUCGUAAAGAAAACUCAGUUUCACUCGUUACUCGCUACUCGUACUCGUUGUGUAAGUGUUUAGCAUGUAAGUCACCCUGAAUCCGAGCGUAGUUUUUUGGCUCUUUAGAGUACCGUAGUCCAUACCGAACAAAAAAAAAAACGAAAACUAAUCAAAAACCCCAAGGAGAAUGGAGGCUGGAGGCUGGAGGAUGAUGCAGGUGAGGUGGUAGCAUAAUGUGUGCGCCACCACCAUUUCUAGUUAAUUAUUUAAGCUGCAGUAGCCGAGCAUUUCACCAUGAUUUACACAGAAAAUGUCGGAAGUUCCGCCAUGUGGCACGGCACACGAAGGGGUGCCAUGAAUAAAUAUUACGUAUACGCCGCGUUGCACACACAAUACUCAAGUGCCGUAAUUACGAAGGAAAACAACAACAGAACAAAGCAAAACAAACCAACAAAUAACAAAAACUCAAAGUGCUGCGAACAGAGAACAGAGAAAAGAGAAAAGAAACUAAAACUAAAGUUGAAAUUCAUACUCGCACUCAAGUAAACUACCAAGAGACAUGCAGCCCCAACUUACUGGCAAACUAAAAACUCAACUCAACUUGAAACAUAGACGGGGGGAGAAAUUACAAGAAGCACAAGAAAAUGAAAACUAUAUGCACUCGCACACACAUACCACACAAUGGGGUAAAACAAAAAAUAGAAGAAAGUUGAAGGGAAGUCGCCAACCAACCAGCUAUCAGUAGAGCUGAGAGAGAGAGAGAGCUGAGAGAAGGGAAAACUAUGUCACUGGCAACAUUUCCGCAGAUGAUGCCUGGAGCAGUCGGGCGUGGAAUCUGCGAAUGAAAUCAACAAAUUUUAAUUACCCAUCAAACAAAAUGAAAGGAAACUGCAACUGCAAAUGCAACUGAGCUGGCCCAAUUCGGGGUUUUGGCCAACAUUCUAUAGGGUUAACAGAAUAAAUACCUAACAAAACGUAUACCUAAAGCGGGGAUUAUUUACACGGAAAACAAAAACAAAAAACAAAAAAGAUAAAAUUAGUUAGAACAAAUUUUCGAGUGUGUGUGAGAAUAAUGUUGUGACAAAUAAUUUGCAUAUACAUAUAUGCAUAUGGUUUUUGUAUGAUUUUUAUAGGUUUUUUAUAGAGUAUAUAAAACAAAUAUACAUGCAUAUACAAAUCGAAGCCAAAUCACAAUUUCCUACUCGUACAACUCGUACUCGUAUGCUUACCGGCAUUUCCAUUUUAACAUUUCACUAAAUCAGAAAAUACAAUAAACAGAAUACCAGGCAAUCGAUGUGUAUUCAAAGAAUGAUAAUCGUAAGUCGUACCUCAAUGUUCAGUAUUUUAUGUAUACAAAAGGUAGCUGCAGAAAAUACUCAUACAUACUAUAUACAUAUAUUGUAUAUCCGAAACUCUCCCUUCCGCCCAGCUCCUGGGGCCAGGUCAAAGGAAUAUCCUUCAUAUAUAGCGGCCUGCGCCAAACCAAAACCCCCAAGCCAAACAAACACUCGACUAGCAAAAUGAUUAAGAUCAAAUUUCAGGUUGUUGUAACACAAGAAUUCAAAGGGAAAAAAAAACAUAACUAAACUAAUGAAAAUCAUAGUCAAAAUACAUAGUUUUAAGCUUCAUGAAACGUUUACAGUUUACAGUUUACACUGGGCUUCACAGCAGCAAAAUCAAAAGGGAAAAACCAUUUUCAAAAAUCAAAAAUAUACAUAAAUAAUAUGACAUAUAUACAGCAGCAUAUG